Aspergillus niger is the source of this 831-nucleotide messenger RNA. RefSeq lists its product as uncharacterized. The coding region runs from base 1 to 831 and encodes 276 amino acids. NCBI's taxonomy places the organism in Eukaryota, Fungi, Ascomycota, Eurotiomycetes, Eurotiales, Aspergillaceae. The transcript has 9 exons. The record is from RefSeq and is a predicted model, not a curated record.
AUGGGCCUGAUACCGAAAAGGGCGGGAGCGAUACUGAAAGAGGGAUACCGAAGGGAGCACCAGAUCACAGGCACCGGGACGGCUGUUUGCGUCUCUCACGAUAAGAACACCAAGGGCAGAGAAAGCGAGCAGCCCGGUAGAUAUAACCAGAGCCGGAAAAUCGAUUCAAGCAACAAAAAUUCUAGAACUCUGUUCCACCUACAUGGGGAGAGCAUGAUGAGGGGGAUUAGGUUAGCCUUGGUCACUGUUCACAUCCCCCUCCCCCAAGGUGUCCCUCCAUUCGGCCCAUUACUAGUUACCGUGACCACUUUGGGUGACGCCCGAGCACGCAGGCAGCACAACGCGCAAUCGUCCCUUCUGAAUGGGGAAAGCACACAACAGAUUCGGCUUACCUCACCACCCAUAGAUGACCUAAUCCACUCCGCGCGGGGUAUCAUCGCGAUAAGGAAUACUACGAGGACCUCUACCAUUCGUCUCAUGCGAAUGACAUGUCGUCGUCUUGGCUUGGCUGGAUCUCUGCUACGCGGGGCUCUGAGCUCCACAUCUGCUGGUCUAGACAGUGCCUUGGUGGCCGGACUCAAGGGGAACCAACCAAUGCUUAACGAUCACCCGCCGUUAGAUCCAAUGAGUGAGCCCUAUCGCAGUGCGGGAGCAGUGAUUCGAAACUGGAUGCCAGGGAGGCAGUUAAACUUGACUAGCAAACAAGGAAAUGCCGACCCGGAGAGGAGAAGGGGAGAAACUAGGCAGCAAGAAGAGUCGGCGGAGCCGAUAAUGGCCUGCUCAGGUGGCUAUCGUCAUGAGGCGAAGCAAAGCCGCGAUGGUCAGAAAUAG